This is a messenger RNA of Thlaspi arvense, 672 nucleotides long. NCBI's taxonomy places the organism in Eukaryota, Viridiplantae, Streptophyta, Magnoliopsida, Brassicales, Brassicaceae. The record is from the annotation of a GenBank genome assembly.
AUGCACAACAAGGACUCUUUACCGGUCCGAACCAACCCAUCAACCCGACCCAUAGCCCGUCACCACUCCGCGAGCUACAUUGCUCAUCGGGUCAAAGAAAGCCUCACAACAAGAGUCUCUAAACUCAUUUGUGCCAUUUUCUUAUCUCUUUUGCUAUGUUUAGGCAUUGUUUUUUUCAUCCUAUGGAUCAGUCUACGUCCUCAUCGACCCCGUUUCCACAUCAGCGGGUUCUCUCUUCCCGGUUUGGGUAAACCAGACGGUUUUGAGACCGCUCAUAUAAGCUUCAAGAUAACGGCUCAUAACCCAAACCAAAACGUUGGCGUCUACUACGACUCCAUGGACGGUUCCGUUUUCUACAAAGAGAAACGGGUCGGGUCGACUAAUCUCACUCACCCGUUUUACCAAGACCCGAAGAAUACGAGCUGGAUCGAAGGAGCCUUACGUGGGCCAACAAUGGCAGUGAAUAAGGACCGUUGGAUGGAAAUGGGACGAGACAGGGAUCAAGGGAAGGUAGUGUUCCGUUUGGAGGUCGUGUCCGUGAUACGAUUUAAGGUGUAUACGUGGCACAGUAAGAGCCAUAGGAUGCACGCAAACUGUUAUAUUGAGGUUGGCUGGGAUGGCAUGUUGUUGAGUGGGACCAAAGACAAGAGAUGUCCGGUUUAUUUCACUUGA